Messenger RNA from Haliotis rufescens (red abalone), 9166 nucleotides. RefSeq names its product hemicentin-2-like. The transcript is spliced from 38 exons. Gene Ontology annotation, molecular function: protein binding. Gene Ontology annotation, cellular component: axon; plasma membrane. Lineage: Eukaryota; Metazoa; Mollusca; Gastropoda; Lepetellida; Haliotidae. The record is from RefSeq and is a predicted model, not a curated record. Bases 256 to 8958 code for a protein of 2900 amino acids. Gene Ontology annotation, biological process: axon guidance; cell-cell adhesion.
UCAGAAAGACAGAGUUGACCCUGACAUUGCAAGCCUGGGAUGUAUACGUCUUUGCAUUAGUGUUUAACACUGGUCAGUUCUAUUUCCCUGAGCGCCUGGCGGUGAUGGGAUUUUGCUCAUGACAAAUCCGUCAAGUUAGGUUCAUCAAUGCACAAUACUGAUGGAAUAUAUUGCAAGAAUGUCGGGUUCUAACUGACGAGGAUUGAAUGUUUUAGUGUAAAAUCUUUCAAUCACACCAGAGGAUUCACUUCCAUUAUGCAGUGGGCAGUUUGUCUGACAUUUAUUGCUGUGAGCUGGUCAAUAGGAUCCUGUCAAGGUCAGCUCAGUAUCAGCGCCGACGCCAUCUCCGAGGGUGAGGUGUACGUCUCAUGGGACACCCUGGGGGACCAAGAGCUGCAGGACUUCCGGUUGUCCUUCACAACCAGCCAGAGCGACCCAUGGCUACUGCUCAGCGUGUUCCCUGGCAUCAGAGGCUUCCGGGUCAUGGACCUUGACCCUGGGGAGCUCUAUUACUUCCGGGCGCAAGGUCAAUUGGGAAAUGAGAAGGUCACGGCUGUUACGCAUGUCAAGACUCCUCCUUAUGCAAGUUCUCGCAAGCCGUCCAAUGUGACGGUCAGCAAGGUGAGAAGCGGCGUCAAGGUCAACUGGUCAGCGGCAGAUAACAAGGAUGUGCUUGGUUACGUCGUGUCUUACGUCCAAGUCGACAGCGACAACGUAGCUGUGGAACCUGUGGCUCGCAAAUCAGUAUUCGGAAAACCAGAAGUGGUGCUCGACUUUGAGAAUGGGGCGCGUUACAAGGUGCAGGUACGAUAUCGGACCCGUUAUGGUGUGGGGGACUUCAGCUUACCUACUUUCAUCGGGGAGAAACUGCCAGUUAACCCUCAGAUGAAAGCUAAACCAGGCACCAAGAAGGUAGUUGCGGGGAGUAUGGUGAUGAUCACGUGUGCGGCCAUCGCUGACCCCGUCCCGACGAUCACGUGGCGCAGAUCGGGCCGCACGGUCAACUUCGACAAGAAGCGUUUCUCGGUGGCGGAGUCUCCUGGGGCGUCCACGCUGCGGAUACACCAUGUCCUGCCGGAGGACAGAGGCCCCUACGUCUGUCUCGUCAACAACAAAGUCGGCAGAUCCAUUAAGGCAAGGGCUGUUCUCAAAGUAGUAGGUAAAAGGAAAGGAUACCCGCAGAUAACAUUGCAACCUGAGUCAUCAGAAUUUGAGGAAGGAGAGAACAUGACCUUCAACUGCAGAGGUCAAGGUCGCGGUAAGAUGCGAUACACGUGGUACAGAGAUGGAUUCCCAGUCACCGAAAUGCCUCGAUACGUCGUUGACUCAUCAGGAUAUUUGACCAUAUACAGACUGACGAAAAACGACAGCGGGGACUACAUCUGUGAGUCGGCCAAUAACAUGGGUUCUGUGUACUCCAUGGAAGCAAAUCUCCAGGUAAUAGAUCGUUCGAUAAUCGAGCCGGCAUCUUUCAAGGCCGCUGAGUUAGUUCUGCGUGUACCGUAUGGUGGCGCUGUGAACCUCACGUGCGAGGCAAGCGGAGAUCCCGUGCCGUUUGUCAAGUGGAUUCUGGUGAACGAGCAGACGACAACAACAGAACGCCAGGGUCGAUAUGUUCUGGCCUUGACCAAUGUCCACACGUCUGGAAGUUACCAAUGUCUGGCCUCGAGUGGAGAAGAUACCAUCACACAGAACUAUGAAGUCAUCGUUGACCUUCCGGCCCUACCGCAGCCUGUCAUCUUCACGUCACAGAGGCUGGAUGGGGGAGCGGGCUUCAUCCGGUGGCGAGCAGCGGAGGAGGAGCAGGGCAGCUACCCCGGAAUCACGGGCUUCACCGUCAACUACUCCCCCGUAGACGCGUCCGACAGGGUCAUCGAUGCCCCGAAACAUUCAGUGUCCCAUGAUGCCUCCGACAGGAAAGACCUGAUGCCAUGGUUACAAGGGGGCUAUCGGUACAAGGUCAUGGUUCAGGCUGAAGGCCAGGCAGGGUCGGGGCCUCCCAGUGAGCCAGCCUUUAUACCAGCAGUCGGUCAGCCCGAGAUUGUCAUUUCUCCUCAGCCUCUCACCAUCUCCAAUGGAAGCAGUGCCAUUUUCCACUGUAAAGCAUCCGGGAAGCCAAUUCCUCUCCUGUACUGGACAAAGGGAGGCAAUCGUAUAAACUAUGACAACUUCCGCUUCAAAAUGAAGGUGAAGGAUGGCUACAGUAUGCUGCGGGUCGACGGCGCUGUACCUGCAGACUCCGGCACAUACACCUGCAUCGCCGCCAACAACAUCCUGAGACUCAGCGUGUCACAAGCAGCUACCCUAGAAGUACUACCAAGAGAAGAUCUACCUGAAGGGUUCCCCGAGAUCUCGGGCGGUCCACGCCAGAUGAACGUGAGUGGCCAACAGUUUCUGCAGUGUGUUGUUGAGGGCUACCCGGAUGUGAACAUCACGUGGUACAAGGACUCCUAUCCAGUUCUAGACUCCUCCAGGAUACUCCAAGAACAAGGACGACUCUAUUUCAACUCGUUGUCUCGAGUAGAUGAAGGCGAGUACCAGUGUCGCGGCUCAAACGAACAGGGGGAUGUUUUCUCCCCCAACCUAGAAGUCACAAAGAGGGCUCCAGCCUCUAACCGCCCGUCAGUGAAGUAUGUUCGUCUUAACCCGGGAUCAAACGUUAACCUAACGUGUGCUGGGGUGGGGAAGCCCCUCCCCCAGGUCACGUGGAUGUACGACGGGGAGGAGAUCGACAAUGGAGGCAGUCCCGUGCUGCAGGUGAUGGAGAUCCGGGAAUCUCGCAACUACACGUGCGUGGCCCGCACUGAAUGGGGGGAAAGCCCUGCCACUUUUGUCCUCACUGUGGAAGGAAAGAGUAGGGUUGCCCAGGGCAAGCCAGUGAUUGUGACCGACACGAACCGUGUGGAGGUGAGAUCGGGGCUGGGGCUGAAUCUGACGUGCGGCACCGGUGGGGUGCCAGUGCUCUACUUCAAGUGGCUGGUGGGUGGAGAAGUCAUCUUCCAGGACAACCGCGGGGAGAACAUCAACAGCAGCGUCCUCUACCUCACCAACGUCAGGCACGACAAGAACUACACGUGUGUUGCUGUCGGCGCCAGGGAAAACGCCGAGGUAGUUUUCCAGGUGGUCGUAGUUGGAGGAGAAACUAACCCCAACAAGCCCAUCAUUGUCACUAACCCCACGGACGUCUUCGCCUUCGCAAAGCAGCCCGCGACACUUGAUUGUCACGCUGAAGGCGACCCUGCCCCUAUCGUCACGUGGUACAAGGACGGGAAGAAAGUCCUGACGACUCGGGAAGACCCCCUCUCCCCAAAGGUAAUUCUUCUGGGAGGGAAGCUCUUCUUUCUACGGGUCUUCCACAAUGAGAAGGUGUCGGACGCUGGUGUCUACUACUGCAAUGCUACAAACGUCUUCGGCAGCACCAUCAGCAAAUACGCCACUUUACAGAUAGCCGCCGUCCCACGAAUCACCACCCAACCCAAACCAGUGAAGAUCAGGCGAGACGGUAGUGUGAACUUGACGUGCACGGCGGUUGGGCCUCCUCAGCCGCUGAUAACAUGGCGGCUCAACAACCAGGACUUGCAGGAAGCCGCCUCACGAGCCGGAAGUAACGUUCUGAUUCUGCGCAACGUAAAGAGGUCAGCCAACUAUACUUGCGUGGCCCACAAUACAGUGGGCAGAACACAGGCAGUGUUUCCGGUGUGGGUCGGAGGCUACGAAGAGACCAGAAAGAAGGCAAAGGUUAAGGAGAUUAAGGUUGUUCCCGGGUCGUUUGUAAAUCUGACCUGCGUGACCGAGGACCCACAGAACACUAUCUAUUCCUGGUCAACUGAUGGGGAGGACAUUCCGGUUUUCGGGGCUGUGCUCGCACUACCAAACGUGCGGAUGUCCGUCAACUACACGUGCAGAGCGGAGAGCCCCAACAAGAGGUCGGAGGCGACGUUCAUGGUUGUCAUGGAGGCGGAACAUGCUCUUGUGAUCGGGGGGACUGAAUAUGUCGAGGAGUUGGACACUCUGUCACUCACCUGCAACGCAACCGGGGAAUAUGCUGACGUCACAGAUCUUGAGUGGUUUAAGGACGGGUCCCGACUAGACGCCGAAUCUGACCCUGAGAUCCACAUCGUCAAGAUCAGGCUCCGCGAUCACGAUCUUCUCACCAGCAGACUCACCAUUAUUCGCAGCCGGAAGAGGGACACGGGAGUGUACGCCUGUCGAACUCCGAACAGCGGACACCUGCGGAGUAUGGACGUGUUUGUUUUCAGAGAUGAUGUCACGCCCCACGUGAAGCAAUUGCGGGUUGUCAAGGGCGACUACGUGAACUUGACCUGUGUGACCCCGGGUUCAAGAACAAGUAUGUACGUAUGGCAGAAGAAUGGCGCUUACAUCAAAGGUCGAACGGAGUCAUUCUUCUCCCUGAACAAGAUUCAGAAGUCAUCUAAUUACACUUGCAUCUCCCAGGGAUCGGCAGGUGCUUCCAAAGCAACCUUCAUGGUCAUCGUGGAAGGCAGGGCAGGUGUAACAAUCAGCGGUCCGCAGUCUAUCACUGUUGGUGCCACCGUCAGACUACAUUGCAACGCUACGGGCAGAACGUCGGCUCCCAGUGACGUUGUCUGGCUCAAGGACGGGGAAGAACUUCACGAAUCGGAGACUGUCAUCAAGACAAAGCUUAUUGGCCCGGAUGACCUGACGCUAUAUGCCUUACUUGAAGUGACCAACAGCCAGACAACGGACAGUGGAACAUACGUAUGUCAGAGCACGCUCGGAGACUCGUCAACCUUCCAGGUCAAGGUCAAAGAAGUGUCGAAAGAGAAGGGCCAGGCAGGGACGAGGAUAACGGUACCACCCAAGGACAAGAGCGUUGAAGAUGGAGCCGUUGUCAGAUUCUAUUGCGGCGCCACGGGCUCCUCUGCACUGUCGGUACACUGGGAGACGAAGGGCCGGAGGGUGAUAAGCAGGGGUCGCUUCUCGGUGAGGGGAGACAGAGAUGAGUCAGUUCUUGAGAUCGACCCUGUGGUUCUGGGUGAGGACGAUGGACAGGUUGCCUGUAUAGCGGACGACAGUGGCGGGCCCACCCAGUCCCACUUCGCCAGUCUCACCAUCUACGACCAUACCACCGUCCCGUUCGACUUUCCCGCCAUCACGGAACACCCUGCUCUGCGGGCGGUGGAGCGAGGGCGGACCACUGUAUUCCAGUGCGAGGCUCUAGGCACGAAAAACGCCAGCAUACUCUGGUACAAGGACCAAUUCCCCAUCUCUACUGGCGGGCGGUACACGGUAUUACCUGGAGAUCAGAGAAGUGCCCUGAAUGUGUCGGGUGUAGAGACAACGGACGAGGGAGUGUACCAGUGCUCUGUGGAGAACCAGGCAGGCAUAGCCUACUCCCAAGAGGCCAGCCUCUACGUCCGGGGAAGACAGUUUCCACCACAGUUCACAAGGUCUACAGAAAAUAAACGCGUGCGCAUAGGCGAUGACGUCACUAUGGUGUGUACUGCGGUUGGUUCACCUGUACCUCUGGUACGAUGGGUCCAAAAUGGCCGUCCUAUCAACAGGGUGGGUCCAGCCAACGGACGUGACGUCAUAAGGUUGAAGAACGUUCAGCAGUCUACGAAUAUCGUGUGUACUGCAGAGAAUCUGCUUGGCAACAUCGAAUAUACAGCUCGGGUGAUCGUGGAGGACCCAGACGCGGUGCCUGCGGCGCCGGGACAGCCCAACGUGACCAACGUCGGUCAAGAUACAGCGACGGUGAGCUGGGCGGACGCAAACAAAGAGGGCAUCUCCCCCAUUACCGUUUUCAUCAUCCACGUCAGGAAGUGCAAGAAAGACUGGCACGAGAACACGGCUCAUGACGUCAUAGUUAGUGGCGGUGUUCAAGAAGUAGUGGUCAGCGGCCUCAAGCCCGGCACGUGCCACCAGGUCAGACUGACCGCUAAAAACUCGCAGGGAGCAGGGCCCGAGGGGGAACCAAGUGAGAAGUUCUACACUCGGAAGAAGGUUUCACGUGCCGCUCCCCAUAAUGUGAAAGCGAGGCUGGUGAUGCGCGAUGGGGGUCUGAUAAGCUGGUCGGAACCGGCCGUAGUAGAUGAUACAGAAGCGCUACAGGAAUACCGUGUCCUCUACACCAUCAACCCUUCCGCUCCUAUCCAGUACUGGAACAACAUGUCUGUACCACGUGACCAGACAUCAGCUCUUAUCCGGGGCCUGAGCCAGUUCGCUACGUACACCUUCAGAAUACAGGCAACCUACAACGACGGCCAGAGAGUUGAAUCCAACGACAUCGAAUUGUUUAUCAAAGAUUCUUCAGCUGAUGAGAUCCAGCUCCGUGUCAGCAACCUGGAGGGGGAGAUACUCAGCCCGUCCAGCGUCAAGAUCUACUGGAAGAACCCGGUCAGCGUGGAGCCGACGGAGGGGUACGAGUUGUCCAUCGACGACGGCAAUGAUUACCAGGAGCAGAUCCGCAUCACAGGGGCAGCUAACUCCUACGUCCUCAGUGGCCUCCUACCUGGGGGCGGGUAUGUCGUCAGGAUCGCCCGUAGGACCAAGUAUGGCGUGGGACCACAAACCGAACCCAUGAGUAUCAGACUCCCCAGCUUCGUUUUAGAGGCUCCAACUAUAACAGACUUAUCUCCCUUGAACUCGACCGCGAUCAUGGUCACGUGGGAAACCCCUCCUUCUGAAUCUCCGCAGCUGCAGUUGAUUCAGGGGUACGUUGUGUCCGUCGACAACCAGCGACGUCGCGAGAGUCGACGAGUGAGUGUGGAUCGUGACGACCGUCAGGCGGUGGUGGAGGGGCUGACAGCGGACACCAGGUACAGUGUCAGGGUGUCCGGCAUCACAGAUCAGGGGGAUGGGCCCAGCUCUGACCCACUGUUUGUGUCCACCAACUCCAGAGAUUCUCAGGCCCCUAUUUUGGAAGAAGUUGCCGGCGUCAAUCAAACAUCCCUUUUCAUCCGAUGGAGACCUUCGCCCUUCGCCGGUAAUGUGGACCCUAAAGGCUACUUCGUGUACAUUGAGAAGGUCAAAGCUGGUCCCUGGGACUCCACUGUGCGCUACAUCAUGGACGUCAGACCCGGCACCAACCACGAGAUCGCCAUGGGACAGCUGUCCCCGGGAACGAAGUACAGCGUGGAGGUGGCUUGGUACAACAGCGACGGGGAGGGACCAAAGAGUGAACCCAUGACAGGGUCCACUACAGGGGAGGUAGUGACCACCCCCAUUCCUGACUUCCUCCCCCGCGCCCCGUACCUUGAAGAGGUGACUGCUAUGAAUGCCACGUCCAUCCUCGUCACAUGGUGGCCUCCAGAUGAAGAAAUGCCUGAAGGGGAGAUCAAGGGGUAUUACGUGUACAUUGAGCGGAUGGCAGGCUCCACCUGGAUCCCGGAGUCCAGAUAUCAAACCAAUAUUCCCCCAGAGGGUCAGCUGUUUAUAAUAAGUUCUCUAAAACCAAAGUCAAGGUACCGCGUUACUGUCAGCGCCUAUUCUGAGAAUGGAGAAGGGUUAAAGAGUGACCAGCUGGUCGUGGAAACGCCGAGGAUCGACGAAAACAUGGGUCAGGUCAAUCCGAAAAGAUCCGGAUCGGUGACUCUGCCAAGUCCUCCUGUAAUGGAUGAAGUCAGCGCCAUCAACGUCACUUCCGUUUCAGUCAAGUGGCGGCCUUCCCGCGCAGACACUGGGCCUAACGCCGGCAACAUACACGGGUACUAUCUGUAUGUCGAAGUGUUGAAUAAAGGGAAGUGGAAAUCGGAGUUUAAAUUCGAGACUAACGCACUCCCAGCAGGACAACAGUUGACAAUAAAUGGAUUAGAAAGGAACCGGAAGUACCGCAUCCGGGUGUCUGGAUUUGGUCCUGCUGGGGAAGGAUCUCAGAGCGAGGCUAUGACAACCGAGACAACAGAGAAUGUAGUUCGUGGUAGAACAGAGGAAAGAGAGCAACCGCCAGCCACUGGCUUCUGUCAGAUCUAUCUGGGAACCAUCUGCUCCCGGUAUCUGCGCAAUAAGAGCGUCUUCGUAAAAUCCCGGUUCGAGCAGUCCCAGAAAGAAGAGCGGGUCAUAGCUGCCGUGACAUACAUAGGCAACCGCCUGAAUCAGAGGUGUGCCAACCUGGCCUUACAGACCGUGUGCUACACAGCGUUCCCCCCCUGUACAGCGAUCGGCAACGUCCCCACCCCCCGGGCUGUCUGCAGGGAGGACUGCUACUCCAUGGACUCGCAGUGCCGGGAUGAGUUGGCGCUCGUCAGAGCCAACCCCCUCGUCGGCGAUGAACUGGUCCCCCAGUGCAACACCCUCAGGACCAGCAGCGUCUCCUCAGGGGGCACCUGUGUGCGGGUCAUCACAGGUCUCGCCCCGGGGUCCGGGUUUGGGUCCAGAAGAGGAGAGUCGAGAAACGUAGUCCCGUCCAGCCCCCAGCGUCUAGCGGUGAAUCCCGUCUCUCGCUCCCCCUACCGCGUCCGCCUCGUCUGGAUGUCACCCCAUAAGCCUAACGGAGACAUCACCGGCUACGAGGUUGCAUGGUCCACUGGCGCGGGGGACACGUACAAGAAACUGCUGCCGGCAAACCAGCUUGUCUUCGAGACCAAGGCUUUGUAUCGAGGCUUGCGCUACGAGUUCGAAGUGAGAGCUAUGAACCAAGCCGGGAUGAGUGAGCCAAUCAGAGCAGCGCUCGACAUUCCGGAAGGAGUACCAAUGGGCGCCCCCCAGAACGUGGAGGGGUCAGCUAACGCUACCUCUAUAAAGCUGACCUGGGACCCCCCUAGUCGCGCCCUCCUCAACGGCCGGCUCGGGGAGUACGUCGUGACGGUGUACCUUGCUGACAGCCCCUCAUCUGACCAGACCUUCCAGGUGGGCAACCCAGGUCUCGUCCUUCAGAACGUGGAGCCAAGGACAGAAUACGUUUUCCAGAUCGCUGCCAGGAAUAGGGCGGGGGUGGGGCCAUGGUCCCCGAAGGUAUCCGUCAGGACAGGCUGAUGGUUCCAGGGAGAUAACUCUCUUCGAAGGACAUUCCUACGAGUUCGUUUGUGUAUAGGGGUAGUGCUAGAAAUUGUCAUGAUUUUCUUGUCAGGUUUCAAAGACAUUUAGACAAUAAACUCAUGUAAAAGGAAAUAUAUUUUCUUCAAGUGUAAUAAGUAAUGUAUAUAAUUGUGCAAUUGUUUAUAAUAUAAUAAACAAACGUCUC